AAUUACAAACUAAAUUGUUAUAAAUUAUUUCAUUAACCAAAUAAACGUUUCAGUGUCACAUCAGAAAUGGAGAAAACACAUUAUCGAUAUCAAGAAAUCUCGAUUUUCCAUCAAAUAUUAUUUUCAUUAAUUAUAUUUUUUUUAAUACUUCUGUUAUUAAGCACGUACUGUAAAUUAAGUAUAGGUUGGAAUAAAAGUAAUGUGUGUUUGAAUGGGAAAACGAUUUUAAUAACAGGAGGAAAUUCCGGAUUAGGUUAUCAAACAGCUUUAAUAUUAGCUAGUAGAGGCGCCAAAAUUAUUUUAGCAGACAAAAACAAUUUAACCCAAUCUAAAAAGAACAUAAUCCAAGAAACCAAAAACAAUAAAAUCAUCACAAAGUAUGUAGAUUUAGCAAGCUUCGAUACAAUUAAAAUUCUUGCGAAAGAAAUUAUUGAAGAAGAAGAUCGAUUAGAUGUUUUAAUUAAUAACGCGGGAAUUUCGGGGUAUUUCCCCGGAUUUACAAAAGAUGGAUUGCAAUUAUUAAUGCAAGUGAAUCAUUUUGGGCCAUUUUUAUUAACACACCUCUUAGUACCGUUAUUAAAAAAAUCAACUCCAAGCAGAAUAAUUUUCGUCAGCUCAAUUGUGGCAUUUACACCAUUAAUUUUUAAUCUUGAUUUAAAUGAAGAUCCACAAAGUGUAAUCGGCAAAAAUAUUCAUUACUCAAGAUCAAAACUUUACAACGAUAUCAUUUCAAUCGGAUUUGCUGAAAAAUUAAAAGGAACUGGAGUAACUUGUAACUCUUUAAAUCCAGGGUUGGUUAAAACACCUCUUUUAACGUCAGCUUUAAAUAUGCGUGGAAUAAAUUUUUUUUCGCACGUUUUAAACGUUGCAAUAUAUUUAUUCGGAAAAACUCCUUAUGAAGGGGCUCAAACUCACGCUUAUUUAGCCAUGGCAGAAGAAGUUAAAAAUAUAACUGGAGGAUUCUUUUCCGAUUGUAAAGAAUGGGGCCAUCCAAGGAUAACGCGAGAUAAAUUAAUUUGUGAAAAAGUUUGGAAAGCGAGUGAACAAUUUAUUAUGUUAUCUUCUAAGGAUAAGUUAUAAAUAAAUUUUUUCACC
Messenger RNA from Onthophagus taurus, 1095 nucleotides. RefSeq names its product retinol dehydrogenase 13-like. Lineage: Eukaryota; Metazoa; Arthropoda; Insecta; Coleoptera; Scarabaeidae. The record is from RefSeq and is a predicted model, not a curated record.